CCAGGCAAGACGGUACCUUCUAGUCAAGACACGGUGCUCUCCUGGGGAAUAGAUGACGACAUCGGCAAACACCGCGGCUUUUUCGUGUUAUGUCGGUGUCGGACUCGGAGUACCCUAAUUGUAACUCUUCGUUUUUAAGUUAUCGUGUUCUAGCCAAAACGAUGCCCAAAGAUUCAAUCCUAUUGUCUGAUGGUGGACUCGGCACUACUCUAGAAGAUCACUUCCAUCUCCCGAUCUCGCACACCCCAUUGUGGUCAGCGCGUAUCAUCCUUGAUGCACCAAAUACCCUGCAACAAGCUCAUCUUGCGUUCCUCGAGGCUGGAUCGAGGGUCCUUCUCACAGCGACGUACCAGGCUGCAUUCGAAUCAUUCGACCGUGCAGGGUACACUCGUGAAAUCGCUACCGAGGCUAUGCGCAAUGCCGUUGACAUAGCAGACAAAGCCAGACAUCAAUUUUGUAAGGAACAUCUUGAUGUCAGCCCGAAGGAUAUUCGUAUCGCCCUCUCCCUUGGACCCUUUGGCGCUGUACUUGCCCCUAUGCAAGAUUUUGGUGGGAUUUACCCUCUUCCAUACGGACCACGAGCACACAGCGACACGGAGGAAAAUACGACAUCUUUCGGAGAUGAUAUUGAAGGCAAGAAUAACUCCAUAAAGGCGUUGACACGCUUUCACGAGGAUCGACUUCGGGUGUUCACGUCUGAUAAAGAGACGUGGGACAAGGUCGAUUUUGUUGCGUUUGAGACGGUGCCGCUGGUGAGAGAGGUAGAGGCGAUCAGGCGAGCAAUGGAUAAUAUGAAGGAGAUCAUCAGUCCCAAACCUUGGUGGAUCACUGCGACGUUUCCCAAUGGCAAGUACCCAGAGACUCGGCAACCUGGAGGGGAUCACUAUACCGCUAGCGACGCGGCAACCGCUAUGAUACGCAGCGACAACAAUAUGCCAGUACCAAAUGGUAUUGGAAUCAAUUGCACGGCGCUCAAGUAUAUUCCGGGGUUACUCCAAGACUUUGAACGCGUGAUGGACGGGAAUAAGAAACUGUUUCUAGUGUUGCACCCGAACGGAGGGGGCGGAUUUGAUUUGUCUGCUCAGGCAUUCCGAGAGCCCGAGGAGAGUGAUCUAUGGGCAGAGGAUCUGGCCAGCCUCGUCAAAGAGGCCAAGGGGAGGGGUUGGAACGAGAUCAUAUUUGGCGGUUGCUGCAAAACUGGACCAGGUGACAUCAAGGCUCUUGGGGAGGCGUUCAGUGAGGAGUAGGAUAGGGUGUGACAAAGCUAAACGGAGGUAUCCUCUGCAGGUCAAUCUGUGGUAAUUGACAUACCUUGCCUGAUCCUGGUAGGUAGAGUUCUUGGCCCGGGUAGCGACUCGGAGGUGGAUAAAAUAGGCAUCUCUAUGUACCUACCAUAUCGGCCAGACAAAAAAGGGCAACAAAGGGGCAGUGUUUCAACAACGUCUGUAACAUGCUCCGAUCAACCACAUU
Suillus subalutaceus is the source of this 1470-nucleotide messenger RNA. RefSeq names its product Homocysteine S-methyltransferase. Bases 90 to 1247 code for a protein of 385 amino acids. Gene Ontology annotation, molecular function: zinc ion binding; S-adenosylmethionine-homocysteine S-methyltransferase activity. Gene Ontology annotation, biological process: S-methylmethionine cycle. The record is from RefSeq and is a predicted model, not a curated record. The transcript has 4 exons. Lineage: Eukaryota; Fungi; Basidiomycota; Agaricomycetes; Boletales; Suillaceae.